GAAUUUGAACAGAAGUUUUUGAGAUUUAUUGGUCCGAUUCCUUCUCUUCUGCUCCUCGCAUUUCAUUCUCAUGUUUUCUCUGAUAAUCCGCGGAAGAAGAAACUCACCGGAGCUGCACAAAUGGCAUAACCUGAGAGCUUCACUGAAAGCUUUUCUCAGUUCCUUCUCAUCCGCUAGUGUUGCUGAUGUGAGCCGUCGAAAAGGUAACAGCUUUACCGUCUCUUACCUCGUCGAAUCUCUGGGCUUCACCACCAAACUCGCCGAAUCAAUUUUCAGGAGAGUCACCACCACAGAGGAGGCCAACAAGGGUAACAAUCCAGACUCCGUUCUUAGUCUUCUCAGGAGUCACGGUUUUACAGAUUCUCACAUCUCCACCAUCAUCAGGACAUAUCCAAGACUCCUCUUACAAGAUGCCGAGUCAUCACUCGCUCCCAAGCUUCGGUUUCUAACUUCUCGAGGAGCUUCGACCUCCGAGCUCACCGAGAUUCUCUCCAAAGCCCCCAAGAUCCUGGGGAUCAAAAAGGACAAAGCUUUCAGCAGGUACUACGAUUUCGUCAGAGAGAUCAUAUCAGCCGACAGCGAGAGCUCCGAGUUCGGGAAGUUAUCGGAGGGCAGCGCGCAGGAGAACAAACUGAGGAACGUGUUGGUUUUGAGAGAUAUGGGUGUCCCUCAGAGGUUGCUUCUCCCCUUGCUUAUCUCUAAUCACCACGUCUGCUGCGGGAAAGAAAAGUUCGAAGAAACUCUCAAGAAAGUCGUCGAGAUGGGGUUCGAACCCGCGACAUUUAGGUUCGUCGAAGCUCUGCGCAUGCUUUACCAGCUGAGCGACAAGACGAUACAGGAGAAACUCUGUUUCUACGAAAAGCUAGGCUUUUCCGUGGGGGAGGUGUGGGAGAUGUUCAAGAAGAAUCCGAGCUUUCUUCCUCUCUCGGAGAAGAACGUGUUGAACUCCAUCGAAGCGUAUCUAGGGUUAGGGUUCACCAGAGAUGAGUUUGCGACGCUGGUCAAGUGCCAUCCUCAGUGUCUUAACUAUUCCGCUGAGCUGGUGAAGAAGAAGGCUGAGUUUCUGGUGAAGGGUAUGAACUGGCCUGUGAAGGCUUUGGUUUCGAAUCCUACGGUGCUUGGAUACAACUUGGAGAAGAGGACUAUCCCGAGGUGUAACGUGAUCAAAGCUCUCAUGUCAAGAGGUUUGCUCGGAGGUGAAGGUGAACUCCCUUCGCUUGGCUCUGUUUUGGUGUGUACGGACCGUGCGUUUUUGAAAAGGUAUGUGAUGAAGCAUGAUGAUGGUGAUGAUAAGAAGCUUGUGGCUGAGUUGAUGGAUAUCUUCACCGGAGAUCGUGUUUCAUAGGCUUUGUCAAGGGUUGUUUUUUUCUUUCUAUACGCGGUGAAGAAUGGGAAGCAGAUACGUGAUGGCUUACAAUAGUACUUGAUUAAUGCUAUGUGACAGUUUGGUUGAUAUGAUAAAACAAAGAACUUUUGAGACA
Messenger RNA from Raphanus sativus (radish), 1481 nucleotides. Its product is annotated as transcription termination factor MTERF8, chloroplastic. Gene Ontology annotation, biological process: regulation of DNA-templated transcription; chloroplast organization. Gene Ontology annotation, molecular function: double-stranded DNA binding. The transcript has a single exon. The record is from RefSeq and is a predicted model, not a curated record. The coding region runs from base 71 to 1345 and encodes 424 amino acids. Lineage: Eukaryota; Viridiplantae; Streptophyta; Magnoliopsida; Brassicales; Brassicaceae. Gene Ontology annotation, cellular component: chloroplast.